Messenger RNA from Effrenium voratum, 1629 nucleotides. The record is from the annotation of a GenBank genome assembly. NCBI's taxonomy places the organism in Eukaryota, Dinophyceae, Suessiales, Symbiodiniaceae.
AUGACCUUAGUGUGCACCAUCUUCGAGCCUGAGAAGAGGCCGGAGGACAAGAGCGGGGAGAAGGCAUGUGUGGUGUUCUGCCAUGGCAACGCUGGCUGCCGCUUGGACGGAUUUCUGCAGGUGCACUGCUUCCUGCCCUUGAACAUCGCGGUGUGCUGCUUCGACUUCGCCGGAUCAGCCAUGAGCGGCGGGGAGUACGUCUCCCUGGGCUACUUCGAGCGCGACGACCUCGCCUCGGUGGUCCAGCACCUCCGGGAGCGCAAGGGCUACACCAGGGUUGGGCUUUGGGGCCGGUCCAUGGGCGCGACCACCUCGGUCCUGCACGGCGCGCGGGAUCCCUCGUUGGCCGGCAUCGUUGCGGACAGCCCCUUCAGCGACCUCUGCAACCUCAUGGAAGAGAUCGUCAAGUCCAAGCUGAACCUGCCCAGCGUCAUUUGCGGCGCUGUGUUCGAGGGCAUUCGCAUGGCCAUCCAGAAGCAGGCCGGCUUCGACAUCCGUGAGGUGUCACCGCUGAAACACCUGGACAGCUGCUUCGUGCCGGUUUUCUUCAUGCACGGAGAUGAGGACGCCUUUGUGCAGCCUCACCACUCCGAGAUCUUGCGGAAAGGAUGGCAGGGAGAGGCGACUCGUGUCCUCAUGCCCGGCCUAGAGCACAACGACCACCGCGACGAGAAGUUCGUGGCGCGGGCCACGCUCUUCAUGGUCCGCGCUUUGCGCUGGGAGGCCUUCAUCGAUCCCAUGGCGCUGGAGGCCAUCACCAAAGGCCUGCUGCCCACCACGCCGAACCAACGCGCCGUGGAGAGCAAGAUGAACGGCUCAGCCACGCUGAAGGCUGAGGAGCACUUCGAACAGCUGGCGCUGUCAGCAGAGAUCCGCAAGAUGGUGGCGUCGCGGGAGGUGUCCCAGCGCCAGCUGGGCCUCGUCUUGGCGGCGGCGGAGCUCAGCGGUGCCUACCGUGGCGCGGAGAGCCUCUCACUGGGCGCUGCAGGCGGCUUGCGGAACAAGUUGCCGGCGUCCUUCGCAGGGAAGGUCUGCUUCGGUAGGGAUGACAUCGAGGUCGCCUUCGGAUGGGUGGGUGGCAUGGUGCCGCCCUUGGGGCAUCUCGUGCUCUUCGCAGUGCUGUCCUCCACGGCCCUCAGCAUCUCGCGCGUGGUGCUGAAGCCACUGAGAGGCGGCGGCUUCUCCUGCGUCUCGGGGGUUCAGCAGCUGCACAUGGAGGCGGUGGAAUUGCCGCUGAACCAGCCUUUGGAGUUCCAGCUCUUUAUGCCGGCGGGGCACUGUGCCCAGCUGGUGGUCAAUGGCCACGUGGCGGGUAGCUCGGAGAUGCCGCCGGGCGCGGAGCGCUUGGAGUGCCCGGGCUUCGUGGAGCCUUGCUGCUGGUGCUGGAGGCCCGGGAACAGCAAGCUGGAGGUGUCCCUCAGCAAAGCGGAUCUCGACCCGCCCUCCCCGAGGCAGUGGGGCCGGAAUCGCACGGCGACCAUGUCCUACGGACAGGCGCCCAAGGAGCAGUUGGCAGAGGAGCUGGCAUCUCUCUGCGUGGCGAGCGCCAGAGGUGCAGACGCAUUGCCGAGCCCCAAGCAUGCGACCAUCGUCUACUGCGAGGACGGCCCUGGGGGCGGCUAUGCGUGA